Molecule: messenger RNA, 579 nt
Organism: Budorcas taxicolor (takin)
Lineage: Eukaryota; Metazoa; Chordata; Mammalia; Artiodactyla; Bovidae
Gene: CIMAP3
Product: primary cilia formation
Exons: 6
Coding region: 1-579 (192 amino acids)
Biological process (GO): regulation of cell projection organization
Cellular component (GO): ciliary basal body
Molecular function (GO): cytoskeletal protein binding
Source: RefSeq, a predicted model, not a curated record
AUGUGCUUCGUUAAAGCAGAGCCGCUGCUUAACUACUCCUUUGGAACACGUCAACAUAGGAAGAUCUUUCCUCACAUCCAUCCCCCAAGCUUGUUGGGAAACACAUUUCCCCCUAUUAGGGGAGCCCCCAACAGAGGGCCUGGGUGUUACAUAGCAGAAGAUAAGUAUGGCUUGGCAUACAAUCUCUCCAAGAUCCCGACCAGUAAAAAAGGAUACACUCUUGGCGCCAGAACAGCCAUGAGGUUUAAGCCAGUUAGCAAGGAUAUGACACCUUACCCAGGCAUGUACCAGACAGUCAAUGUUCAAGAGCAAACACACAAACCAAAUUUUGCUCCAUUUAAUGCCUUGUUGCCUCGCUUUCGGACAUACUCAAAGGACUCUUAUUAUCCUGGCCCUACCACAUACAACCCAGAGAUAAAGCCACCCAAGAGAGUCAGAUGGCCAAUGAAAUUUGGAUCUCCAGACUGGGCUCAGGUUCCAUGUCUACGGAAAAGAACCCUGAGAGCUGAGCUGCCCACAGACAAAGACUUUAGGAAGCGUCGGAACCGUCUGGCCUACCUAAGCCUGUACUAUGACUGA